AUGACAAUUAUGAUGGGGAUCUACCUUUUGCCCCCCCAAAUUACCUUGCUGCUGCAAGCUCUAGGGGUUGAUCUCCGCUACAAGGUCUCCCGUGCGGAUGUGAUUAAUCGUCUCCAUGCCCAGUUUGUUCGCAAGAUUGAUGCUGAUGUGGGACGUCGUCGCCCUCGAGUCAAUGCUCCUGGGGGAGACAGGGAUGCUCAUGUAGUUCCUCUACGUGAGGAUGGAUUAAUCCUUGCAGAUCUGGUUGAUGAUAGCACAACGAGUUCCAGUGGAGUUAAGUAG
Messenger RNA from Linum trigynum, 282 nucleotides. NCBI's taxonomy places the organism in Eukaryota, Viridiplantae, Streptophyta, Magnoliopsida, Malpighiales, Linaceae. The record is from the annotation of a GenBank genome assembly.